CCUAAGCCUGAAGGUUCUGUCUGUCCGAACACAAAACCAAGACACUAGAAUCUAUGCUCAAGAGAGAGAGAGGCAGAAGAGAGGAGUUUUCAUCUGUCAAUUUGGGGGUCUUUUAAAGUUUUGGGAAAUGGUGAGUCAAUGAAUUGGUUAAGUCCCUCCAUCUCUCUUUGAAUGGUUCUUGUGUUUUGUAUUGAUCUGCUGUGUUUCAAUGGACAAACCUGAAGAAUAAAACCCAUGUUGUUGUGUGGUUGAUUGAUCACUCAGUAGAGGACAACACCAAUAGAUACAAAGACAACAAACCCAUGUCAAUUCAAGGAACACCCACACACACACACACACAUUCCACCAACAUGCCUCCUAUGCCAAACAAAGAUCCUCCUCCAAUCAUUUCCAUAUUUGUUGUCUUCCUACUUGUUGUUUCUUCACUUGUUAGCCCUGUCCUCUCAGACAGCAUUGUGUCAGAUUCCGGCCAACGCAACCAAACUUUCCGGCCACGCCCAGAGUUGGAUAAGUUGGAGACAAUUAGGGAUUUUCUGAGGAAGAUCAAUAAGCCUGCAGUCAAGACAAUUCAGAGUCCUGAUGGUGAUUUAAUAGAUUGUGUUCAACCUCAUCUACAGCCAGCUUUUGAUCAUCCUCAGCUCAAAGGACAGAAGCCAUUGGAACCACCAGAGAGGCCGAAAGGGAAUGAUUCGACAGAUGCAAUGACAGAGGGAUUUCAGCUAUGGACAAAUUCUGGUGAAUCAUGUCCAGAAGGAACAAUUCCAAUCAGAAGAACUACAGAAAAAGAUGUUCUUAGAGCCAGCUCAAUCCGAAAAUUCGGAAGAAAAUUGAGAAGAGGCGUAAGGCGCGACACAACUAGCAGUGAUCAUGAGCAUGCAGUGGCUUUUGUCAAUGGAGAUCAGUACUUUGGGGCAAAGGCUAGCAUAAAUGUGUGGACACCCCGCGUAACCGAUCAAUUUGAAUUCAGCCUGUCACAAUUAUGGGUCAUUGCUGGUUCAUUUGGCAAUGAUCUUAAUACAAUUGAAGCUGGUUGGCAGGUUAGUCCAGAAUUAUAUGGAGAUAGCUAUCCUAGGUUCUUCACCUAUUGGACAACUGACGCAUACCAAGCCACUGGAUGUUACAAUUUACUCUGCUCAGGCUUUGUCCAAACUAAUAACAAGAUUGCCAUUGGAGCAGCAAUCUCUCCAAGGUCUUAUUACAAUGGCAGACAAUUUGAUAUUGGUAUAAUGAUUUGGAAGGAUCCAAAGCAUGGACAUUGGUGGCUUCAAUUUGGGAGAGGACUACUAGUUGGGUAUUGGCCAUCAUACUUGUUCAGUCAUCUGAGGAGUCAUGCAAGCAUGAUACAAUUUGGGGGAGAGAUAGUUAACACAAGGUCAGUUGGGGGAUUUCACACCUCAACACAGAUGGGGAGUGGUCAUUUUGCAGAUGAAGGGUUUGGUAAAGCAUCUUAUUUCAGGAAUUUACAGGUUGUGGAUUGGGACAAUAGCUUGAUUCCUCUCUCAAAUCUUCACCUCUUGGCUGAUCAUCCCAAAUGUUAUGACAUUAAAGCUGGGAGAAACAAUGUUUGGGGAAACUACUUCUAUUAUGGAGGUCCUGGUAGGAAUGCAAGGUGUCCCUAGAUAAUUAAGUACAUUUUUUUUUUUUUUUU
Molecule: messenger RNA, 1648 nt
Organism: Cornus florida
Lineage: Eukaryota; Viridiplantae; Streptophyta; Magnoliopsida; Cornales; Cornaceae
Product: protein neprosin-like
Exons: 7
Coding region: 303-1619 (438 amino acids)
Source: RefSeq, a predicted model, not a curated record